AUGGCUUCCACACUCUCAGUCGUCUGGCACUGCACUUUGCUAGUUCUCCUCCUUGCUCAGCCCACGCACUCAUCCACCAUCCAGAAGCCCAAGGAUGCCACUGCCGAGCAGAAGCCUCUUCCUUCGAGCUCCCACACCUACAUCAUCCAGACCAACCACCUGGCCAAGCCGUCCCAGUUCGCCACCCUCGAGCGGUGGUACAGUUCCAUGGUGGCCACUCACUCGCCCCGUGCCGCCAUGAACUCCUCCAGUCGCCUCCUGCACACCUACGGCACGGUGAUGCACGGCUUCGCUGUGCGCCUCACGGAGGAGGAGUCCCGGCGCAUGUCGAGCACCCCUGGCGUGUCCGGCGUGUACAGGAGCAGGAUGCGCUACACCCAGACGACGAGAUCGCCUGGGUUCAUGGGCCUCCACGAGGAGUUCGGCGCGUGGCCGGACUCGGAGCUCGGCGACGGCGUCAUCAUCGGCUUCAUCGACUCCGGCAUCUGGCCGGAGAGCGCCAGCUUCAACGACACCGGUCUCGGCCCCGUGCGGUCCACCUGGAAGGGCACCUGCGUCGCCGCCGAGGGCUUCAACGCCAGCUUGUGCAACAACAAGCUGGUCGGUGCCAAGGUCUUCGCCGCCGAGCCUGGUGGCGCCCUCACCCCAAGGGACAAGGUCGGCCACGGCACCCACGUUUCCGGCACAGCCGCCGGAUCGGAGGUACGUGGCGCCAGCCUAUUCGGGUUCUCACGCGGCACCGCUCGCGGCGUGGCGCCUAGAGCACGGAUCGCCAUGUACAAGGCGUGCGAGGCGAAUGGAUGUACCGAGUCCAGCAUUGUGGCUGCGAUUGACGCCGCCGUCAGCGACGGCGUGGACGUGAUCUCCAUGUCCCUCGUAAGUCUUCGUCGACGACGUCCUCGCCGUCCAGCGUCGAACCCAGCCUUCCACGACGACGUCCUCGCCGUCGCCACGUUCGGCGCCGAGCGAAGGGGCGUCUUCGUCGUCCUCUCGGGAGGCAACAGCGGCCCGGAGGCGUCCAGCGUCGUCAACGUGGCUCCGUGGAUGACCACCGUAGGAGCGGCCACCACGGACCGGGUGUUCCCGGCGACGCUCAAGCUCGGCAACGGGGCGGUCGUCACAGGCCAGUCCCUGUACCCCGUGGAGGCCCAAGGAGGCACGAACAUGGUGCCGCUCGUGUACAGCUCCUGCGACAAGUAUGGCAUGAUACCCGACAACGUCACGGGAAAGGUUCUUGUGUGCAAGGUCGAACGCAACUACGUCGAGAGCGGCAUCUACGCGCAGAGAGCGGGUGGAGCCGGCAUAGUCGGCGUGCAAAGUGAGGCACGGUUCCGGGACGCGGUGACCGCCCGGGCGUUCACUCUCCCCGGCCUCACCCUCAGCUACAUAGGGCGCACGAAGCUGGACGCCUACAUGUCGUCCGUGCCGUACCCGGUCGCCUCGUUCGGCUUCUCCUGCGACACGGUGACCGGCGAGAACCGGGCGCCGAUGGUGGCGGGGUUCUCGUCUCGCGGCCCGAACUCGGUGGUGGCCGAGAUCCUGAAGCCUGACGUCGUCGCGCCGGGCGUGAACAUCCUCGCCGCCUGGUCCGGCGACGCGCCGCCUUCGGGCGCGCGGGAGGACUCCAGGAGGGUGGAGUACAACAUCAUGUCCGGCACGUCCAUGGCGUGCCCGCACGUGGCCGGCGCCGCGGCGCUGAUCAAGAAGAGGCACGGCGACUGGACCCCUGCCAUGGUGCGGUCGGCGCUGAUGACGACCGCGACGCCGCUCGACAAGAACGGCAGGCUCAUCCUCGACAACGGCGUCGGCUACCGCAGCAACUACGGCGUGGACGACAUGACCUGCGACGACGCGACUACGCUGGCGGCCGGCGCCGGGCUGGUCCUCCCGCGGCUCGCCAUGGACCCGGGGCUGGUGUACGACCUCGGCACGCAGGACUACGUCGACCUGAUGUGCACCCUGAACUACACCACGGAGCAGAUGCGCCGGUUCGUGCCCAGCAUGAGCGGGUGCGCGAGGACGCUCCCCGGCGGCGUGGGCAGCCUGAACUACCCGUCGCUGGUGGCGGUGUUCGACAGCCGCACCAGCGCCCGGACGCUGACGAGGACGGUGACCAAGGUGUCGGCGCAGGCCGAGACGUACAACGUGACCGUCGCCGCGCCGUCUGGGGCGAACGUGACGGUGACGCCGACGACGCUGGUGUUCAGGCGUCAGAACGAGAAGAAGAGUUACUCGGUGGAGUUCCGGAGCAACGCCGUGAUGCCGGCCGGAGCAUGGGAGUUCGGGCACAUCACUUGGGAGAACAGGAAACACCAAGUCAGGAGCCCCGUGGCCGUCCUGUGGGAGAAUUGA
Molecule: messenger RNA, 2352 nt
Organism: Lolium rigidum
Lineage: Eukaryota; Viridiplantae; Streptophyta; Magnoliopsida; Poales; Poaceae
Product: subtilisin-like protease SBT1.7
Exons: 1
Coding region: 1-2352 (783 amino acids)
Biological process (GO): proteolysis
Molecular function (GO): serine-type endopeptidase activity
Source: RefSeq, a predicted model, not a curated record